Messenger RNA from Mytilus trossulus (common blue mussel), 3108 nucleotides. RefSeq names its product adhesive plaque matrix protein-like. The transcript has 6 exons. Bases 25 to 2985 code for a protein of 986 amino acids. The record is from RefSeq and is a predicted model, not a curated record. NCBI's taxonomy places the organism in Eukaryota, Metazoa, Mollusca, Bivalvia, Mytilida, Mytilidae.
AGUAAUUUUAUUGAUACUUGAAGGAUGGUUUGCAAAUUCGUUGUCAUCCUUAUUCAAAUAUCUACCGUUGCGGGGCAAAUUGCGUCAAAAUACCAAAAUUCUAGAGAUAUAUCCACCAUAUCACCAUAUCCGACAACCGGACCAGAUUACAAAUUUCUACUGGGAAAAUUACAAACACAAAAUCAUGGGCAGACAUCCCAAUCUGGAAGGGAACGAAGAUUGUCACCAUAUAAACCAUUCCCCCCUGAUCUACUGCCAACAUUAGGUCCAUAUUUGACUCCAGGACCAGGCUACACAUAUCCUCCUGGCAGGAACCGACUAACACAAUAUCCAGGUCAGACAUUUUCUCCAGGUCUAUCACCGUACAUGACACCAGGACCAGGAUACACAUAUCCACCAGGGAAAGUACCAACACAAUAUCCAGGUCAGACAUAUCCACCAGGUCUGGCUCCAACUUUGUCACCAUAUAAACCAUUCCCACCUGAUCUACUGCCAACAUUAGGUCCAUAUUUGACCCCAGGACCAGGCUACACAUAUCCUCCGGGAAAGGUCCCAACUCAGUAUCCAGGACAAACCUACCAACCUGGAAAGGAGCCAACUUUAUCACCAUACAAACCUUUCCCACCAUUGUUCUGGCCUGCUAUAUUUCCUUAUCUGACACCAGGACCAGGUUAUACAAUACCACCAGGAAAGGUCCCCCCAACACUGUAUCCAGGACAGAUUCUACCAAUACCAACACAGUAUCCAGGACAGUUUCCUACGCUGUCACCAUACAAACCAUUCCCACCAGGAUAUUUUCCAACAGCUUUAUGGUACAGUACACCUGGACCAGGAGUAACGUAUUUUCCUGGAAAAGUACCAACACAGUAUCCAGGUCAGACAUAUCCACCAGGACAGGCUCCAACUGUGCCUCCAUACAAACAAUAUCCAUCAAAUUACUGGCCGCUUGAUUGGUUUUUCUUUCCAACUCCAGGACCAGGCUACACAUAUCCUCCUGGGAAAGUACCAACUCAGUAUCCAGGCCAAACAUAUCCACCAGGUCUGGCUCCAACAUUGUCACCAUAUAAACCAUUCCCACCUGAUCUACUGCCAACAAUAGGUCCAUAUUUGACUCCAGGACCAGGCUACACAUAUCUUCCUGGGAAAGUACCAACUCAGUAUCCAGGCCAAACAUAUCCACCAGGUCUGGCUCCAACAUUGUCACCAUAUAAACCAUUCCCACCUGAUCCUGAUCUACUGCCAACAAUAGGUCCAUAUUUGACUCCAGGACCAGGCUACACAUAUCCUCCCAGGAAAGUACCAACUCAGUAUCCAGGCCAAACAUAUCCACCAGGUCUGGCUCCAACAUUGUCACCAUAUAAACCAUUCCCACCUGAUCUACUGCCAACAUUAGGUCCAUAUUUGACUCCAGGACCAGGCUACACAUAUCCUCCCGGGAAAGUACCACCAACCAGUUUUCCAGGAGAAAUACCAACUCUUCAUCCAUACCAACCAUUCCCUAAAGGACUAGAACCAACAAUGUCACCAUACCGAACACCUGGACCAGGCUAUACAUAUCCACCAGGCAGAGUUCCCACACUGUAUCCAGGCCAAACGUUUGCACCUGGUAAAGCACCAACAUUGAGACCGUACCUUCCCUUCCCAUUAGGAUUGGGACCAACACCUGGAUCAACGAAUGCUCCAACCAAGAAGCCUUAUUUAAUGAUAACUACAGCCAUACCUGGUAUCAGCACUCACCAAAGUUUUGGGGUACACGGAUAUAAAGUGUCAACAGAACCUUCCCUGAUAUUGCCGUCAUAUGAAACAGAUCUUCCCUUUACGGCUUUUUUUAAACCGCUAGGUCCAUAUACACGUAUGACUUUAAAACCCGGGACAGUAACAUCGCUGUAUACAGAAUUAGGUCGACCGCCAACAGUAGAUUCAGUUCUAAAUUUUACUCCUAAACAAGAGCACAUUACUCGAAAAGGAAAAGUGCUAACUGAGUAUCUAACCUUCCCUCCAGCCUUGUUGCCAACAUUUCGUCCAUAUGCGACUCCAGGAGAAUUUUGGGACGGGUAUCCAAUAGAAAAAGUACCAACACCGUAUCCAGUAACCCUAACAUCUGCAGUUGGUUACACAUAUUCCCAACCUGAUUUGGUGCCAUCAUUUCGUCCAUAUGCGACUCCAGGAAUAUGGAACCUUUAUCCAAAAGAAAAGGUACCAACUUCGUACCUAGUAGUCGUAACCUCCACUCCUCCAGGAAAAGAACCAUCAAUGCAAACAUAUAAACCAUUCCCCCCAGAUUUGUUGCCAACAUCAGCUCCAAAUUAUACCCCACAAGUAGAGUACACUUAUCCACCACCUAAGAAGAAACCGACAUAUUACGGAGCUCGCUUUCCAUCAGAUUAUAGGUCAACGCCGGAACCAGCCAAUGCACCAACCAAAAAGACUAAUGUAAAAUCUACCACCAAACCUGCUAUCAUCACUGGCCCAGGAGUACAUGGAGGUUUUAAGGGUGUAUGUAUCUUCGCGAGUGUGUCCUACAAACAAGGUCAGCAAUGGUAUGACUCGUGUAGCUCUAUCUGUGUUUGUGAAGAUGCGUCUACGGGAUCUUACAAAUGUCAACCCAGAUGUCCAAAGAAUGAUGGUGUACCCAAAGGUUGCUCUAUGGUACCUGAUCCCAAAGAUCCACUGUGUUGUCAAAUACCCGACUGUUCUUUUGCUUUACCAGAUAUAUUCCCCACACCAAGCAAUCGUAUAACAAAGUUAGCACCAACAACAUUAGAUUGGUUUGCAGAACCCAUCAUUAUCAUCGCACUAUCAAUAUUGGCAUCAGUUAUGUUGAUAGCAGGAACUGCUCUUAUUGUGCAAUAUUUUCGCUUGAGGAAAAAACUGCCAAAAGCAACAACCUAUUUACCUGCAGACAAACUGAAGGUUAAAAGAAAUAUUGAAAACUACGAGACAACAGACAUGAAACACAAGUUAAUUUUCAUCGACGAGACAUAAUAAAGAUAACUCAUUAUAAUGUUUCGUUUCCAUAAAUCUUGAUAAAAUAUACUGAUUACUUUUCAUGUGCAGUGGAAAACGUCUCAAAUCAGAAUAUGAUGUGCAAUUAAAUUAAAUAUUUGA